Molecule: messenger RNA, 2825 nt
Organism: Lingula anatina
Lineage: Eukaryota; Metazoa; Brachiopoda; Lingulata; Lingulida; Lingulidae
Product: twisted gastrulation protein homolog 1-A
Biological process (GO): regulation of BMP signaling pathway
Source: RefSeq, a predicted model, not a curated record
GUAGCUAUCAUCAAGGUCGGCCAUUUGCACCAAACAAAACGAUUAGAAUAAAAGGGAAAAGUGAAAUAUACAGCUUAGCGGUUUGUGUUCAUCUGUAACUGUAUUCUUUAGACGGUCAGUCACAAUGCAAGGCUUAGCACCCUGCAUAUCACUGGUUGUCCUGGUGCUGGGGCUGUUCUAUGCCACAGAGGCCUGCAAUGAGAAUGUGUGCGCCCCGUUGGUCAGCAAGUGUCAGCUGAUAGAUGCCUGUGAGUGCAACAUGGUAGACAUGUCCAACUGCACUUGCUGCAAAGGGUGCCACCAGUGUCUGGAAGACCUGUACACAGAGUGCUGUUCCUGUGUUGGUAUGUGUCCAGAGCUGACUCAGGCCAGCAUGAUGACCAAGACCAGCUCUAUAGAGGACCUGGCUGACCCUGUCCCUGAACUGUUCCGUAUCCUGACCGCCGAGGAAGACGUCCACAUGCGCUGGACAAUCCACACAUACCCAGCAUAUCAGGAGCUACCUGGCUUUGUGUACAAACCAGAGGGCUUUGAUGGGGUGGAAUUUACUAUUGAUGUUGAUUCCAACAACAAAGAUGUACACAAGAUGCGGCAUCAGCAAGGCUAUAUCCCGUCAGACAAUCGUAACUGCACAGUGGCCUUCAUGUCGCAGUGUAUGCCCCUCAGUAAGUGCAAGUACUCCUGCAAAUCCAUGGGUGCUGCGCGAUUCCGCUGGUUCCACGAGCAAGGGUGCUGCGAGUGCAUCAGCAGCGAGUGUCUAGACUACGGGAAAAGCACGCCAAUGUGCCUCAACUGCCAAUCUAAAAAUGAGGUCGAUGAUGAUGACGAGUUAGUGGAUGGUGUGCAGGAAGACAACAGGAAGCACCGCAAUAAAAAUGACGACAAACCAGUUUUCAAAGAGAAGCUGUAAAAAAAAAAGUCUGGUAAUGGUUAGGUGGAGGAUGUGAUGUUGUGACACUCAUCUUGCAUUUAUGAAUGAGAUUAACAUAGAUUUACUCAUACCACGAUCUUGCAGUUUUACAAUGGUCUGAACUUGCUAGAAAAUUGUAGAGAUCUGUCAGUGCAAAUAUCAGCAAGAUGCCUUUUAGACCUGAGUGGUUUGUAAGACAUUUGAGAUUAAGUGUAAAUUUCUUAGUCAGCAUUUGUGUGUUUGUGUUAAAAGCAUUAACUCUCUUGUCAUGGUAUUGCUUUAAGUUAUAUUGCAGGUACGAUUUUACAUAUCAGCUGAAUAGUGCAAAGACGAAGAGGGGGAAGUCUCUAUUAACACACUGGAAAAAUAUUUAAUUGUGCAAUCUGCAGUGGAAAUAUUUAGUAUUGUUGUCAUAGUCAGGUGAUUCACAGUGCUGUCGUCUGAUUGACAUAAUACAGUGAGGUUUUGCUAUUAUUUCAUUUCAUAUCAUAUCAUUUGUCUAAACCAAAUAUUUCAGUCUUGAAGGCUAUAAACAAUUACAUUGGAAUAUAUAUUUGAAUAUUAUAGGGCUUUUGUUUUUAAUAUCGCAUACAAACAGUUUUUAUCAGAUGUAUUUACAUUUAGAUAUAUAGGUAUACAUAUAUAUCAAUUUUAAAUAUUCAAAGUACUUAAAAUCGCAAAAUAUGCAUAUUUAUAAAAUGUUUGUGCUAGCUUUUUGUAGGGAAGUCUUAGUCCCAUAAGUUUUUAUUUUUUUCAUACUUUUUCCUACCUUAAAUGGGAGACUGAAAGGAAACGACUGCUAGAAAUGUGGAAGUCAUAGAGAUUGCAAAUGAUUCCGAAUUUGAUUUUUAUUUUCAUAAACAGUUGUGAUACACUGAUUAUUAUGCCUUCAGCACCCUGAAAUUCAGAGAUGACUGGACAUUUUCAUUUGUUGUCAGCAUGCCUGUGGCAUUUCCAGUGAUCUCUCAAACUUGGGGUGAUCUGGAGUGGUAGGGGCCACGUAUUACAAAAUGUUUUCGAAAUGGUUGGAAAACACUGAAACUACGUCUCCAGUCCUACUAUUUGUGGCAUCCCUGAUGUAUCCUUGAUGUGUACUUGAUGCUGAGGGGAAUUGUAUGAUUGUUUUCAACACAUUGUUUGCCAAGGUCAAGAUCUGCCAGUGUUCAAGGAAUUAUAUAAAUAACAUAACAUGAACUUGGAAAUAUUUUAUAUAGAGGCUUUAAUUAGAUAUCUUGUAGCCGGUGUAAGUGAGAUGUAUGAAACAGAAAGAACAACCCAUUAUACAGUUUGUUCAUUGCUCCUAAUUUCUUAUGUUAUAGUUCAAAGAUAAAGGUAUUUUUGUGACUAAUAACGUUUUUCCUUUAAACUAAGUGGUAAUAAUUUGGAUCUAAAUUUUCACUCAGAACAAUGAAAGUAUCGAUUAUGGAAUCACCAAGAAAAUUUUGAACAAUGACAAGUUAUCAGUCUCUCAGAGAAUAUAUUGAUAAGUAAGUAGUAUAGUAAGUAUAUACUGUCCUGUAGGUGCUGAAGUUUGUCCAAUUUUGACAACUGCUGUUUGAGAUUUAGUCUUCCAGUUAACAUUUGAAUAUCUAGUCUACCAUUUCAGCAUUUAGAAACUUGGUGCCGUUAUUAGACAUGUUAUUUGUGAUCAUGUUUAUGAUUAUCAGUACCAGUAUAAUUGUGUCAUACAAGUCUUUUAGAUAUCAUAAACUAUGAGAUGAAAUCAUUUUUAAAAAGAGGUCUACAGACAAUUUAGUAUUCAGGCUAUUCUGUAGAUUGCCAUAAUUAUAUCAUUUAUUGACAUAGUACCUGUGUAUAUCAUCAAAUGUGUAUUAUAACAUACAAAAUGCGGCAAUAAAUGUUGCUAGAGGAAAUUGUUUUGUGUAUUCCUUGAAAUAAAAAAAUAUUACUUUCA